AUGGAGGCCUCCGGGCACCCCCAGGCCAGGAGAUGCUGCCCAGAGGCCCUGGGAAAGCUCUUUCCCGGCCUCUGCUUCCUCUGCUUUCUGGUGACCUACGCCCUGGUGGGUGCUGUGCUCUUCUCUGCCAUUGAGGAUGGCCAGGUCCUGGUGGCAGCAGAUGAUGGAGAAUUUGAGAAGUUCUUGGAGGAGCUCUGCAGAAUCUUGAACUGCAGUGAAACAGUGGUGGAAGAUAGGAAACAGGAUCUCCAGGGGCAUCUGCAGAAGGUGAAGCCUCAGUGGUUUAACAGGACCACAAACUGGUCCUUCCUGAGCUCGCUCUUUUUCUGCUGCACAGUGUUCAGCACCGUGGGCUAUGGCUACAUCUACCCUGUCACCAGGCUUGGCAAGUACUUGUGCAUGCUCUAUGCUCUCUUUGGUAUCCCCCUGAUGUUCCUCGUUCUCACGGACACAGGUGACAUCCUGGCAACCAUCUUAUCCACAUCUUAUAAUCGGUUCCGAAAAUUCCCUUUCUUUACCCGCCCCCUCUCCAAGUGGUGCCCCAAAUCUCUCUUCAAGAAAAAACCAGAACCCAAGCCCACAGAUGAAGCUGUCCCUCAGAUCAUCAUCGGUGCUGAAGAGCUUCCAGGCCCCAAACUUGACAAAUGUCCUUCACGCCCAAGCUGCAGCAUGGAGCUGUUUGAGAGAUCUCAUGCGCGAGAGAAACAGAACACACUGCAACUUCCCCCACAAGCCAUGGAGAGGAGUAACUCGUGUCCUGAACUGGUGCUGGGGAGACUCUCAUACUCCAUCAUCAGCAACCUGGAUGAAGUUGGACAGCAGGUGGAGAGGCUGGACAUCCCUCUCCCUAUCAUUGCCCUUAUUGUUUUUGCCUACAUUUCCUGUGCAGCUGCCAUCCUCCCCUUCUGGGAGACACAGUUGGAUUUUGAGAAUGCCUUCUAUUUCUGCUUUGUCACGCUGACCACCAUUGGGUUUGGGGAUACUGUUUUAGAACACCCUAACUUCUUCCUGUUCUUCUCCAUUUAUAUCAUCAUUGGAAUGGAGAUUGUGUUCAUUGCUUUCAAGUUGGUGCAAAACAGGCUGAUUGACAUAUACAAAAAUGUUAUGCUAUUCUUUGCAAAAGGGAAGUUUUACCACCUUGUUAAAAAGUGA
Molecule: messenger RNA, 1152 nt
Organism: Mandrillus leucophaeus (drill)
Lineage: Eukaryota; Metazoa; Chordata; Mammalia; Primates; Cercopithecidae
Gene: KCNK18
Product: potassium channel, two pore domain subfamily K, member 18
Exons: 3
Coding region: 1-1152 (383 amino acids)
Biological process (GO): potassium ion transmembrane transport; stabilization of membrane potential
Cellular component (GO): membrane
Molecular function (GO): potassium ion leak channel activity
Source: RefSeq, a predicted model, not a curated record